AUGAGUACGGACGCUGAGAUGCAAAUCUACGGCAAGGCUGCCAUAUACCUCCGUAAAUCUGAGAAGGAGAGGAUGGAGGCACAAGCCGCACCCUUUGAUUCAAAAAACGCCUGCUAUGUGACAGACAAGGUGGAGCUGUACCUUAAGGGUUUAGUCACUGCCAGGGCCGACGGGAAGUGUACUGUGACAGUUACCAAACCUGACGGCAGUAAGGAGGAAGGAAAAGAGUUCAAAGAUGCAGACAUCUAUGAGAUGAACCCCCCUAAGUACGACAAGAUUGAGGACAUGGCCAUGAUGACCUACCUGAAUGAAGCCUCUGUGUUGUAUAACCUCAAAGAGCGUUAUGCAGCAUGGAUGAUCUAUACCUACUCUGGGCUCUUCUGUGCCACGGUGAACCCCUACAAGUGGCUCCCUGUGUACGACGAAGAGGUUGUCAACGCCUACAGAGGGAAGAAGAGGGUGGAGGCUCCACCCCAUAUCUUCUCCGUCUCUGACAACGCCUUUCAGUUCAUGAUGAUUGAUAAGGAGAACCAGUCCGUCCUGAUUACUGGAGAAUCCGGUGCAGGAAAGACUGUCAACACCAAGCGUGUCAUCCAGUACUUUGCCACCAUUGCAGUGUCUGGUGGCAAGAAGGAAGCAGACCCCAACAAAAUGCAGCUGUGA
Molecule: messenger RNA, 663 nt
Organism: Salvelinus namaycush (lake trout)
Lineage: Eukaryota; Metazoa; Chordata; Actinopteri; Salmoniformes; Salmonidae
Product: myosin-4-like
Exons: 6
Coding region: 1-663 (220 amino acids)
Biological process (GO): vesicle transport along actin filament; actin filament organization
Cellular component (GO): vesicle; cytoplasm; myosin complex
Molecular function (GO): ATP binding; actin filament binding; microfilament motor activity
Source: RefSeq, a predicted model, not a curated record